This is a messenger RNA of Rotaria socialis, 1833 nucleotides long. The record is from the annotation of a GenBank genome assembly. Lineage: Eukaryota; Metazoa; Rotifera; Eurotatoria; Philodinida; Philodinidae.
AUGGCGACGAAACUUACAUUUGAACCACGACGUAAGUUAGCGCUAGUGAUUGGUAUUGGUGAUUAUGAUAAUGUCACAAAAUUAAGAAAUCCUCAAAAUGAUGCGAAAGCAUUAUCGUCUCUCUUACAACGGAUGGGCUUUAAUACUGCUGAACAACAAUUGGAUAAAACAUGUGCUCAGUUGAAAAAUAUUCUUGUCGAUUUUGAACACUCGAUAGAAUCUAAUGAUAUAGUAUUACUUUAUUUUGCUGGACAUGGGGUAACAAGUGAGGGCCAAUACUAUUUGCUACCAAAAGACUUUCCUGGCAUGGAUGCAGUACGUCCAUUGGAAACACCUGCGUUUUUAAGACGUAAUGCCAUCAAUGCACAAGAUAUUCUUAACAGUUUAGGUGAUCGAAACCCAUAUUUUAUCAUUUUUCUGUUGGAUUGCGAUAGUCAUUAUUUAAACGCGAACAAGGCUCAAUCAGUUGAACUGACAGCUAUGCAUAAUGUAGACUCUUUGAUUGCUUUUGCUUGUGCAUCUGACACAAUAGUCGACGAUAAAUCUGAACAACAAAACAGUUUAUUUAUGAAACAUCUGUUGAAACAUCUUGCAACUACAAGUGUAGACAUUGAAAAUAUAUUACGUGAUGUGACCAAUGGAGUGAUGGAGGAUUCCAAUUCAAAACAGAUUCCAUAUGUGUGUAUUCCAUCAAAACACAAAAAUAUCUAUUUGUGCGAGCAAGCUGGCGGUAAGAAUAAUAGCUUUCGAUGGAAUGAAGCUAGAGUUACUAUGGGAUUUGCUUCAUGUGCACAAUAUCGUGAGAUAUUACCCAUCGAAUUAGCUAGAAAUACUUGCGAAACUAGCUCUUCUUUUCUAACAACACUACCAGUUCAGCGAGAGAGACAGAUCUCGUUUGAUUUUGCGUUUGCUCUUCUAGUUAAUAGUCCUGCUAAUGCUACAUGGGCACAACAAGGUGUCACUAUUGCUGGAGGUCACGGGGCUGGUAGUGGCACUAAUCAACUCAGCUGGCCUCAAGGUCUCUUCGUUGAUGAUGAUCAAACAGUAAUUAUUGCUGACUUCCUGAAUCAUCGCAUCAUACAAUGGAAUAAAGAUGACACAACGAAUGGAAAAGUUGUUGCUGGUGGCAAUGGCCAAGGAAAUCGAUUAAAUCAAUUGAAUCAACCAACGGAUGUAUUAAUUGACCGAGAGACAGGUAGUCUCAUUAUUUGUGAUUGGGGGAAUCGACGAGUUGUACAGUGGUCUCGCCGUAGUGGUACAACACAAGGAAAAAUUCUUAUCGACGACAUCAAAUGUUGGGGAUUAGCAAUGGAUGAACAGAGAUAUCUAUACGUGUCUGAUACCGGAAAACAUGAAGUAAGACGAUAUCAAUUGGGAGAGAAGAAUAGCACUCUCGUAGCUGGUGGAAAUGGCUCAGGUGAUGGUCUCAACCAACUCAACCGACCGAGAUAUCUCUUUGUUGAUCGACAACAGAAUGUCUACGUCUCAGACCGCAACAAUCAACGUGUAAUGAAAUGGAAUAAAGGUACAAAAGAAGGGCGUGUGAUUGCUGGAGGCCAAGGCGAAGGGACUGCUCUGACACAAUUGUAUUAUGCUUACGGAAUCUUCGUUGAUAUAUUGGGUACACUCUAUGUAGCAGACUCGUUAAAUCAUCGUGUAAUGCGUUGGACUCAAGGAGAUAAGAAACAAGGCACUGUAAUUGUGGGUGGUCAUGGUCAAGGAGCAGGAGCAAAUCAGUUCAACUGCCUCCGUGGUUUGUCUUUCGAUCGUCAUGGUAAUCUCUAUGUCGUUGAUGAAAAUAAUCAUCGUGUUCAACGAUUUUCUAUCAAAUAG